Messenger RNA from Vicia faba (fava bean), 834 nucleotides. Lineage: Eukaryota; Viridiplantae; Streptophyta; Magnoliopsida; Fabales; Fabaceae. The record is from the annotation of a GenBank genome assembly.
AUGCUUAAGCUUUCUAAAAAUACUCCCCACAAGUUGCACUGGCAACCACCAAGGGAAUCAGGCCAAUUGACUGAGGAACCAAACAUAGCCUUAGAAGUUUAUUUGCUCGAUAAUACUUCCCAUUUAGCUGUAAAAAAUGUCAAUUUGUCAGUCCAGAACCAAACAGAUCCUUCCAAGAUCACAGUCUUUCUCUACAAAUCAUGUGCUGUGGUUAUUAUCCAUCAUAUUCCUGCUGUAUUUGAUUUUCAUUUUCUCUUUUAUCUAUAUCUGCAACAGAAGUCUACCUUAGCAUGCGUUCCUUGCUGGCCUGUGGACAAGGUCUCCAAUCAUUGGAAGAGGCUAAGUUUUGAUGACACUUGGGUUCAAUACUUUAUCAACAUCGAGGCAUUCUUCCGCCAGGCUAUCAAUGACCUCUUUCUAAGAAAACAAAUCGACAACCCACUUCAAGCUAACAAUGCCGAUAUAGAAGCUGAGUGGGGUCUCAGUAAAGCUUGUGAAGAAAAAUUGAUUGCCUUUGAGUUUGAAAACCAGACGCGUGUUGAUAAAUACUUCGCCUUUGAUCAACAAAUUUCUUCUUACAGAAUCCAAAUAUCUGAUCUCCAGAAGAAAAUAGUCGGCGUCAAACGUAAAAAGACCCUGUUGGAUUCAGCUGAAGCGCUUCCAAGCCAGAGCGAGAUUGACGAUGAGAUUCAGAAAGGCAUUGCUCAUGGCGAAAAGGCUUUAAAUAUUAACGACAGGAUUAGUGAGCUGAUGACGAAGAAAACACGUCUCAAUAAUAAGAUCGUCUUUGAAAAAGCUCGAUUUGAAGAUUUUAAGUCUCAAUUUCCUUCCUAA